Messenger RNA from Ooceraea biroi (clonal raider ant), 2137 nucleotides. Its product is annotated as spindle and kinetochore-associated protein 1. Gene Ontology annotation, cellular component: spindle microtubule; outer kinetochore; mitotic spindle. The record is from RefSeq and is a predicted model, not a curated record. Gene Ontology annotation, biological process: regulation of microtubule polymerization or depolymerization; mitotic cell cycle; chromosome segregation. NCBI's taxonomy places the organism in Eukaryota, Metazoa, Arthropoda, Insecta, Hymenoptera, Formicidae. Gene Ontology annotation, molecular function: microtubule binding.
UACGGCAAAACGUUUAUGAAACGGUUUUGAAACCAAUGUGUGCUGCCUGGGUAUUGUCUUUCGUUGCGAUGUUAUCUCUCUUUGAGAUACACAUGUAAUUUUUGUUGAUUUGACUGUCGAUUCCAGAUAACGUACAAUAUGCGUAUGAUGCCUCUGGAAUACUUCCCAUCCAGCGAUUAGUAUUUUUUGCACCUAUCUCGCAGCGUGAUUCAGUUAGCAUACUUUCUUUUUAAUCUUGCGGAAUCUUGUGAAUGGUACGGAUCGGCGUUUUUCAAAAUCCGUAUCUCGCUCUUCGAGGAGUUCAGGUGCAAUCGCUCACGCGUGAAUUAUCGCUGAGAGUGCGAACGGGAUGCAUGCAAGUAUAUCUGAUAUUGUCGAGCAGAUUUGUGGUUACAUUUGAAUGAUGUAAAUCGAUAUCUGACGGAUAUAACGAUACCAAUGCGACUUCAUCCUCGACCUUGGUUUUCCGUUUCACUAUCGAGUGAAACAAGAGUUUCCGACGCCCUUUUACAUAUGUUAUUAGCUGACAAUUGUAAACCUUAUUGGUAAUGUUAUUAGUGGCAUAAUCGUAAAUCAUUAAUUUUUUGUUAACGUAGCUUGUUAUCUUAACUCAUUUCUAUUCCAGGCGAUAUAUUUAAAUAUGAAACGUACAGCGAGAGAUAAAAGAUACGAACCACCAUCUUGCCCCGCACACCUCGUUCGCGGUUUACCAUUGGUCGGCUUCUUUUUUACGAGGACGCUCACGUGACGAAUCCAUAGUUUCAUGGCUUGCGGAACACUCUAGAAAUUUUCUAUCUGAUAACCAAUCAACGCGUUCAUGCGAAACAUAAAAUAGUAGUAUGAAGUGACCAAAUUCACUAAAACAUCUGCGGCUUCAUUGGCUGAUACAAACUUAACUUGCGCAGUACAUUGAAAUCAGACAUGGAUAAGCAGGGUAACUUGGACGAUAAACAGAAUAAUAGAGAUAAUUUCGAGCAAAUAAUUGAUAGACAGUUGACAAAAUUAUGUCAACUCGAUGGAGCCACACGGUUGAUAAAAAGUAAAGCCAGUGUAAAAGAUGAACUUCAAAGAAUGCAUAACGAAGUAUUGGAGGUCUCAGUUGGUGUUCAGAACUUGAGGCAGAUGCUAGAAAAGCUUAAGGAACAAAAUGUUCGUUGCAGAGAAUUAUCAUCGCUGAUUGACGUUCUGAACAAACGAAUCUUACAUCAGACAGAGAACGUUCCUGAAGAAGUCAUACAAAGCUUUCAGAAUGUAAAUAAGCAAAUAUGUGCUCAAGCCAUAGUCUCCCCUAAUAUAUUAGACUACACCACAAAUUCAAGCCAAUCUGUGACCAGAACGGCACAGAAGACACCUGGCAGUGUCUACAGGAACACGGAGAAACGAGAAACGUUAAAGGACUGCAAGAGGACGCUUUUCAAUGAACCAGAUAACCAAAUAUGCCACACGGUACCACUUAUCACCGUGGAGGAAUUUAAUAAGUUGCCUAAGUACAUUAUCGGCAGGCAAACCUUGGACACGAUCAAUAGCUUGAUAAGCGCUAUAAAUCAAACGCUAAUCGCGAAAUACACGAUCUUAUCGUUGGGUAAGGCCGCUGCCCAAAAGAAAGGCGAAAUUAAUCUGUACCUGCAGUAUAAAAAGCAAGAACUGGAUGUGCAGGAGAAAAAUGAAUACCUCUACUUUUUCACAGCCGAGGAUUAUUAUGAGCAGACAAAAACAAAACUCGACAAAACUAAGUUAAACUUGAUAACUGCGUUACGCCACUGCAAACGUUUGCGUGAAUACAGGAUAAAAAAUGUGUUAAACUAUGUAAUAGUACCGCAUUAAUUAACACACAAUCUGUAUAUAGUUUUUAUUAAUUACUCACUUGUAAAAAUUAAGUUUGUCAUGGAUUGGAAUAGAAGCUACUGUAAUUUACUAACACUGAUAUUAUUACAUAUGUGAUUAAAGAAAGAAUAUAGCCUCUUACAGGCAAAUUUUACAGUCAUCUGUCAAUCUCUUUUGUAAUACUCGUACUGUAAUCGCUAAUGAUUAAUUAUUAUUGAAUGACUAGUUAUUAGAUAGUCGCAAAGAUUUAACGAUAUAUUAAUGAUCAAUCUAUAUAUUUUCACAUUUUUCUACGAAUAAAUUAGCGUAUAAA